UCCAUACCAUUGUUGAGAUCAUAUCUGAUAUUCUUCCUGCAGCUCAAUACCACCAUUCUUAAGAUGGAAUCGAGCUUUAACACUGCAGAAUUAUCCUCCUCCUUCUUCCUCAUUCCCUUUGCGCUCUGCUUGAUCUGUCAUCUGGUGAUGAUGAUGAGGAAACAGUGCAGAAGGAAAGAAGGGCUGCCGGAGAAGCUGCAGCUUCCGCCGGGCUCCAUGGGCUGGCCGCUCAUCGGAGAGACCUUUCAGCUCUAUUCUCAGCAUCCAAACAUCUUCUUCGCUACCAGGCAACAAAGGCAUGGCGAGAUAUUCAAAACUCACCUUCUGGGGUACCCCUGCGUGAUGCUAGCAAGCCCAGAAGCCUCACGCUUCGUCUUAACCACCCAUUCCCACCUCUUCAAACCAACCUACCCCCGCAGCAAAGAACGCUUAAUCGGCCCCUCAGCUCUCUUCUUCCACCAUGGCUCCUACCACACCAUUCUCCGCAAGCUCCUCCGCACCUCCUUCUCCCCUCUCGCCCUUCGCCGCCUCACCCCCGCCAUCAAUUCCGCCGCCUCAUCCACCCUCCAAUCCUGGACUGGCCGCACCCUCUCCUCCUUCCACGCAUUCAAAAAUCUCUCCUUUGACAUCGGCAUCCUCACCAUCUUCGGCGAGCAUCUAGUCGAACACAUGCAAAAAAACGAGUUGAAGCAAAACUACUUCAUCGUCGACGACGGUUACAAUUCCUUUCCAAACCGCAUUCCGGGGACUCUGUACAGCAAGGCGGUGAAGGCGAGGAGGAGGCUUGGGGAGAUAUUGGGGGAGGUGGUGAAGGAGAGGAGGGCGAAGAAGAAUGGAGAGAUGAAGGAUUUGUUGAGUAGUUUCAUGGAGUGGAGGGGGGAUGAGGAAGAGAAGCUGAGUGAUGAGCAGAUCUGUGAUAAUAUUAUUGGGGUUUUAUUUGCGGCGCAGGACACUACUGCAAGUGCGCUUACGUGGGUUGUUAAGUACCUGCAUGAUUAUCCGAAGUUACUGGAGGCGGUAAAGGAUGAACAGAUGGCGAUUUUUGAUUUGAAUGAUGGGGGAAGACGGCCAUUACAGUGGGCUCAAACGAGGAACAUGUGUGUUACACAUAGGGUUAUAUUGGAGAGCUUGAGAAUGGCAAGCAUCAUCUCCUUCACCUUUAGAGAGGCAGUUGCCGAUGUGGAGUACAAAGGAUAUCUGAUCCCCAAGGGAUGGAAAGUGAUGCCUUUGUUCAGAAAUAUUCAUCACAACCCUGAAUUUUUCCCAGAUCCGCAGAAGUUUGACAUCUCUAGAUUCAAUGCCUCUCCCAAGCCCAACACCUUCCUGCCCUUCGGAACUGGAGUCCAUUCUUGCCCUGGGAACGAGCUUGCCAAGCUUCAGAUGCUGAUCUUUAUCCACCACUUGGUGACCAAAUAUAGAUUCGAAGUGGUGGGAUCUAAUAGUGAGGUGGAGUAUUGCCCGUUCCCGGUCCCAAAGCACGGCCUUCCGGUGAGCCUACGGAGCUGCUCCCACGAGAACGGCGGCAGGCAAUGAGAACACACAAAAGCGCCAUGUUUGCUGGAUGCCACUUAUGUGGCCCAACGGCUAGUUUUCAAGCACUGGGAAGAAGAUCAUACAUCGCCUACUAGUUAUUCUUUCUUCCUUUUAUUACCCUUUUUGUUCUGGGCUCAUAAUACAAUUAUUGUGAGGUCCACCGGAAUUGUGUAAAUUAGUUAUAUGUGUAGAUUGUUUUGCAAUGUUUUGUACAUAAUUUUCUUCUCUUUUUGGGCUCACAAUACAAUCUUUGUGAGGCCCACCACAAAAAUGCAAUUUGUAAUAUAUGCAAUGUGCUGCUGCUUA
Messenger RNA from Phalaenopsis equestris, 1839 nucleotides. Its product is annotated as abscisic acid 8'-hydroxylase 3-like. Lineage: Eukaryota; Viridiplantae; Streptophyta; Magnoliopsida; Asparagales; Orchidaceae. Gene Ontology annotation, molecular function: (+)-abscisic acid 8'-hydroxylase activity; heme binding; iron ion binding. Gene Ontology annotation, biological process: sterol metabolic process. The transcript has 7 exons. Bases 64 to 1533 code for a protein of 489 amino acids. The record is from RefSeq and is a predicted model, not a curated record.